Messenger RNA from Salvia miltiorrhiza (redroot sage), 1462 nucleotides. Its product is annotated as peptidyl-prolyl cis-trans isomerase FKBP16-1, chloroplastic. The transcript is spliced from 8 exons. Bases 902 to 1441 code for a protein of 179 amino acids. The record is from RefSeq and is a predicted model, not a curated record. Gene Ontology annotation, molecular function: peptidyl-prolyl cis-trans isomerase activity. NCBI's taxonomy places the organism in Eukaryota, Viridiplantae, Streptophyta, Magnoliopsida, Lamiales, Lamiaceae.
AAAAUCUAAUUACCCUAGUUAGCCUUAAGCAAAUUCGCGCCCAUCAAAUUUGCGUCCACCAGCCUCCAGUUCUCAGCGAAUUCAUCUUCAACAAAAAUUCGUCCAUUGCCGCGCCGCUGCCGCCCAUUGCCGCGCCGCUCACUGCCACCCAUUCGUCUGAAACAUUGCCGCCCACUGCCGCGCCGCUCGUCUGGCCGCCGUCGACUGCUGCCUCUCUUCCGCUCUCUAUCUCUCUCACCCGUUUUAUCUCAAUCUCUAAUUUCUAUCUCUUUUCAUUUGCAGAGCCGCCGCCGCCGAUGAUGUUGUACGUAUCUCUCCGUCCUUUCGCCUCCCUCCCCUCUCCAAUACUUUUUCGCUAGCAUUCACUCUUUCACUUGAGAGAUUUUGGUGCUCAAUUUCGAAUUUUAGGGUUUUUUUUGCUAAUUCAUUGUAAAUGGGGGUUUGAAGAUUCCAAAGGCUAAAGGUUUGAUUGCUGCCAUCAGAGACGAGAAUUGCUGCCAUCUUUAAAUUAGCUAGAGGUUCGAUUGCUGCCAUUUUCAAUGUGGGAACGAGAAUUGAUACUAUAUGUUUGUUUUCUUUGCUGAUGCUGAAGGAAAAUGAGAUUUAAAGCUGAAGAUUGAAAAUUCCAGAAAUAUUGUAGAAACGUCUGUCGCCGUGCUAGUCGUGACAUCACCGCCUCCAGCCUCUGAAUCAGUUCAUCAGCUUUCAUUCUUCAGGGUUGUCGAGGUGAGAUUGAAGAGGUUCGUGAGGAUUGGGCAUCUUGUGUGAUCAAUGAGAUUGACAAGUGAAAUUCGUUAGUUUUGGAUAUGCUGGUGCAGUAGAUGAUCGUUCUUGGUUGGCUUCGGCUGAUUACAGUGUUAGGACAACUAAGGAAGUCAAGUUGGUUUCUGUGCAAAAGAACAUGGAGGAUGGAUAUCCAUCCUUUGUAGCAGAUAAGGUAGCAAGAAGAGCGAUCUUGCGGCCCAUCGGAGUUAAUGCAAUCCUUGGAAAUGUCUGCACUGCUCUUGCUGCCCCGAUGCAGGAAAUGAAAGAACUGGAUGUUCUCAGGACACUGAAGCUUCCUUGUGAAGUGAUAAUACAAGACAUAGUUGAAGGAAAAGGGCAAGAAGCUGGUGAAGAAGAUACUGUGCAGUUCAAUUAUGUAUGUCGGCGAUCAAAUGGAUAUUUUGUCCAUAGCACUGUUGAUCAGUUCAGCGGAGAAAGUUCUCCAGUCAUACUCCGUCUGGAUGAUGAGCAGGUGAUAAAAGGUCUCAAGGAGGUUUUGAGUGGCAUGAAGGUUGGAGGUUGGAUCAAUGAGGUUCAUGAAGAGAGAUUCGUUAGUUUUGGAUAUGAGAUUCCAACGGCUGCUACUUCAAACUACUUUACUUUUUUUGUUUGUAUUAGCUUAGGAUGUAUUCAAACAUUAACCCAAACUUAUGGAUGUCGGAUGAUUAUUGAAUGAAUGUGUUUUUGAGAAUUUAAA